This is a messenger RNA of Knipowitschia caucasica, 1908 nucleotides long. Lineage: Eukaryota; Metazoa; Chordata; Actinopteri; Gobiiformes; Gobiidae. The record is from the annotation of a GenBank genome assembly.
AUGUCUUCUUCUCCCAGGUUGACCGCUGGUCUGUUUUAUGCUGGUAAAAUCCUUCUCUGCAUUGACUUCAUCGUGUUCUGUCUGCGUCUCAUGGCGAUCUUCACCAUCAGCAGAACUCUGGGCCCAAAGAUCAUCAUCGUCAAGAGGAUGAUGAAGCAGAUGUUCUUCUUCAUGUUCUUGCUGAGCAUCUGGGUGGUGGCCUAUGGCGUGGCCAAACAGGGGAUCCUGAUCCACAACGAAGACCGACUUGGGUGGAUCCUCCGGGGGGCGGUCUACGAGCCCUACCUCACCAUCUUUGGAGACGUGCCCAGCAACAUUGACAACACAGACUUCGACAUCACCUCCUGCAGUCUAGACGGCAGUGACCCUCUCAAACCGCGCUGUCCGGUGCUGACUGAGGACGACCUGCCGGCGUUCCCCGAGUGGCUGAUGAUCCUGAUGCUCUGUGUUUACCUGCUGUUUGCCAACAUCCUGCUGCUCAACCUGCUGAUCGCCAUCUUCAACUUCACCUUCCAGGAAGUGCAGGACAACACUGACCGUAUUUGGAAGUUCCAGAGAUACGAGUUGAUAAAGGAGUACCACAGCCGCCCGGUCGCCCCUCCCCCCUUCAUCCUCCUCAGUCACCUGUACCUCCUCCUGCGGCUCGUACUGAGGAGACCUGCCCCGGCCAGCACCGCCUUCAAACAAGAGCUGUCACAGUUGGAGGAGGAGGAGCUGCUGUCGUGGGAGGCCCUGAUGAAGGACCGGUACCUGAUGUCCCUGAAGCAGCAGCAGAUGCAGAGCACGGAGCAGAGGAUCACAGACACUGCUCUCAAAGUGUCCAGUCUGUGUGAGAGACAGGACCAAGAGGAAGACGGCAGCUCCAGACCUGUGGUCAGACGCCUGGUCCGACUGGAGGAGCAGGUCCUGCAGUCCGCCCGAGCUCUCCAGUGGAUCAUGGACAAUCUGAGACCAUCUGGGUUCAGACCCUCAGACGCUCCGUCACUGAAUCUCAUGCCUGAGGACUCAGUGGACGGUGUCUCCAACACUGCAGACAGAGAGGAGGUGUUCCACGUGAUGGCGCGGGAGCUCCAGUACCCGGGGAGCCGGGUCACACGCUUCCCUGUCCCAGAGGAGAAGGUCCCCUGGGAGGUCAGCUUCAGCUCCUCUACAACCCGCCGCACUACUCCUGUCCCACUACAGGGGGCAGCACACAGGGGUAUGUCCUCUCCUGCACUACACCUGUCCCACCACAGGGGGCUGCAAACAGGGGUAUGUCCUCUCUCCUGCCCUACACCUGUCCCACCACAGGGGGCAGAACACAGGGGUAUGUCCUCUCUCCUGCCCUACACCUGUCCCACCACAGGGGGCUGCAAACAGGGACCAGAAGAGAAGGCUGACGUCCACAGGAACCCUGGAGGGAGGACGGGGCUCAGGGGACGGGGAAAGCUGCCGCACCUGGGACCCAACCGCAGCAUGGACCUCAUCAUCACACGAUGGAGAGACAGCGCCUGCUCAGAACUGGAGUUCCUGGUGCAACAAGACCGGAAUCAGAAGUGCCUCACGUUCCCAGGGGGGCAUGUGGACGCUGACGGACGUCUCCCUCUGAGUUUGACCAAAACUCUGGGACCGAAAGUAUGUGAGAAGAUCAGCGAGCUAUUGUCUGAGAAGAGAGAGGUGCUGCAAGUGUAUGAGGGGUACGUGGACGACCCCCAGAACACGGACCAGGCCUGGCUGGAGACCUCAGUGCUGAACAUACAUCUGCACAUAGACUGCCCCCUGCUGGUCGACAUCAGCGCUGCGGUGACCCGGCUGCAUCAGUCUCUGCUCCGUCUGCAGUGGGUGGAGGUCAGUGGGAGGGCACGACUGAGGCAUGACCAGAAGGAGCGCCUCAAGAGGGUGGCCCAGCACCACUGCAGCAAGUUCUGA